AUGAGACCUGUACAUAUUGCCUCAAUAUUUUUUAUAAGUAUUACGUUUUACGUGGAAAUCUGUGCUGAAAAGAAACUACGAUUAAUUGGUGCCCAGCCUGCACAGCCCGGUCAAUUUCCUUGGAUCGUAUCUCUACAGCGAACAAGAACGGUAAGAGGAAAUGAAACCCUUAUGCACUUCUGUGCAGGCUCCAUCGUUGAUUCUUCUCACGUGGUCACAGCAGGUCACUGUGUAUGGAACAAUACCAAUGUGGUCAUCACUGUUAUUGCCGGGGCCUUGAAUAUUUCUGCCAAUGAGGACAAGCAACAAAGGGUUUAUGUCAGAACAAUUCAUGUGCACCCAAAAUAUAAAAGCCGGAACACGGCAGGUCCGAAUGACAUUGCAAUUUUGACACUGGCCACGCCGCUAAAAUUUAACGAGCGGGUGGCAUCAAUUGCCCUCCCUGACCCGGUCAAACCUGCAUCAGGCGAAUGCAAAUAUGCCGGCUGGGGAAAUCGUUUUCUUAUUUCCGGAAUUUACUACAAUCCUUCUCCAAUUCUCGGCACAGUGAGUUCGACCGUAAUUUCCAGGUUCUCAUGCACCAUGCGCUAUCUGUUCGUCUUUCGGAGACAGCUAGACACAGCACUUUGCACAUCAGCCGGACCUCUGCGUGGGUCCUGUCAGGGCGACAGUGGUGGUCCCGUUACCUGUUACAACUCUGACAAUACCCCAUAUCUUGCUGGAGUAGUAAGCUGGGGUUACUUUAUUUGUGGAGACGGCUUUCAUCCAGACGUUGCAACGGAUGUCGCAAUUUUUAGUGAUUUCAUAAAAAAAUAUAUGAACGAUUAAAUAUGAAACCUCGUUAUAAAAAUAGUGGUACAUGUAUCCGCGUAGUACUUAUAAAGUGGUGCAUUAUUUUUACAAUAAGUAAUCUUAAAUUGUUCUAUAUUUUGCGAAGAAAAUCGGUACAGAACAAGAAGCGUAAAAGUAAGCGGACGAGAACCCCAACGUUAAAAGGCAUUUCAUAUCGUCCAGCAUAAGACUUUAAAAACGCGAAUGAAAUUCAUAAAUAUAAUAAUUCAAUUUAACUGUUAACCACGAUGAUACUUAUGUAUGAUCAAGCACAGUUGCACUCACCAUUUAUACACAUUCAAUUAUCAAAGACAAUAAGUAAGUGUGAUUAUCUAUUUGCUGGUUUUUGUUAUUUAUAUGACACGUGAAUACACAGGG
Folsomia candida is the source of this 1209-nucleotide messenger RNA. Its product is annotated as trypsin-1. Gene Ontology annotation, molecular function: serine-type endopeptidase activity. The record is from RefSeq and is a predicted model, not a curated record. Gene Ontology annotation, biological process: proteolysis. Lineage: Eukaryota; Metazoa; Arthropoda; Collembola; Entomobryomorpha; Isotomidae. The coding region runs from base 1 to 828 and encodes 275 amino acids. The transcript is spliced from 5 exons.